This is a messenger RNA of Stegastes partitus (bicolor damselfish), 2247 nucleotides long. It is a transcript of the gene tmem45a, whose product is annotated as transmembrane protein 45a. The transcript is spliced from 6 exons. Bases 166 to 999 code for a protein of 277 amino acids. Lineage: Eukaryota; Metazoa; Chordata; Actinopteri; Pomacentridae. The record is from RefSeq and is a predicted model, not a curated record.
CAGAGAGCUGAUGUUUACUGAAGGGCACGGCAGAAAACCUUCUUCUUUACCGGUGGAACAAAUAUCAGUGUGCUGAAGCAAUGAAGAUGCUUUGAUUCUUCCAUCUGGACAUACUUCCAGCAACUUUUCAUCUCCAGAGACAAACAAACUCGGGUGUUUUCAGUCAUGGGCAGCUUCAAGGGCCACGCUCUCCCUGGGAGUUUCUUCCUCGUAGCUGGGAUCUGGUGGACAGGAAAGUACUCGCUCUGGCACGCCACCCGCAGGAACAAGAACAUCGGUUCCACUCGUCUGUCCAGCAGAGCGUCGCAGCGACGCCUGGAGAUCAUUGAGAGCUCUAUCAUACUCUUCUUCUCCUUUGUUGGGAUGCUGGCAGAGCAGUUUGCAGCAGACGGACCAAAGCUUCAGUUGUAUGACUUUGCAGAGAAGCACUGGGAGGAUCUGAUGAACUGGCAGCACACCACCAUGUAUCUGUUCUUUGGCCUGGCUGGUGCCGUUUCUCUGAUCAUCCACACCACAGAGGCAGCGCCGCCGGCACUGGACAGGCUGAUGCUGGCUAUUGCUUUCUUUAAUGAAGGAUUUCUUUUCCUCUACCACCUCCAUGGCAGGAGCAUGCUGGACGUCCAUGUGCACCAGCUCCUCCUCUAUGCUGUCUUUGGCGAGGCUCUCGUGGCGUUCCUGGAGGUGUUCCACCGAGGCAACAUCAUCCUGGAGCUGCUGCGCUGCACUCUCACCGUGCUACAGGGGAGCUGGUUCUGGGAGAUUGGAUUCGUGCUGUAUCCUCCACACGGUCCUGAGUGGGACCUGAAAGAUCACAACAACAUGAUGUUCAUCACCAUGUGUUAUUCCUGGCACCUUGCCUUCGCCAUGCUCGUCGUGAGCGUGCUCUACUGCACCGUCAGCUGUGUGGUUCGCUCCAGGUUGAAGAGGACUCCUCCAAUGGAGAUGGGACUUCUGAAGACCAGAGAGCGAGAUCCAGAGUCAGAGGAUGAGAUUUUAUGAAGAGGAUCAUCUUUGUAUGCGUGCAUAGUUACUUAUGGAUAUGAGGGAUGAUCAAAAAGUUUUAGAGACUGUGUUUUUUUUUUUUUAAAAAACACCUGAUUUGAUUUUGACCACCAUCUGGGUUGAAGUAGUUACAUUCAAAGACUCCUGUUAUGUAGCUAAACACCUUCUGCAUGAUCUCCUAAACCGUGUCAAAAUUCAGCUUGAAUUUCAUUUUGGGGAAGAGGAAGGAAUCACAGGGAGCCAAAUCUGGUGAGUACAGUGGGUGAAAAAUGAUGAUGUGUUGUUGAAGCCAAAAAACCCAUGCGUGUAAUCACUGUGCUGGUAUUACUCGCCAUCGCACCACAGUUCAGGCUGUUUGCACCAAAUGUUCUCCGUCAGACCCCUCAGGACGCUUCAGUACAACUCUGCCUUGACAAUCAGAUGCCCAGUGUAUGGUGCACAACCAUAUGAAUAUUGAAGAAAACAACAAGCAUGCUGACCUGAUGCACCAUCUCUGGUCUUGGUGACUGCAUCUCUUCCACUUUAAAAACUGCUGUUUCUUCUGUGGUUGGUAGCCGCGGACCCACCUCUCUUAAACACUGAUGAUCCUUAAAGUGAAGUUUGGAUCAUUCAGCAGCCUACUGACACAAAAUGUGAUGUUUGAGGUCCACAGUGAAAUCUCAAAUAUACCACAGACAGUAUCUGAACUCUUUGAUCAGCCCUUACGUCACAGUUAAAUCAGGGAUGUGAUGUCCGCAGCACCAGCAGCAGCACGACCAGAAGCAAAGGCACACAGACAGUAAAGGGAUAUGGACAUAUGGUUUCUGGAUGCUUUAACAUAGAAACAUAUCUCUACCUCUGCCUUAUUUAAUCACCUGUAAAACCCCUUUUAACCUGCUAUUUAUUUUAAAGCAACUUUUCAUGUACUCUGUCAUAUUUUUGGUAAUAAUUUGCACAUUCAGUGUAACAGAACAGGAUUUUUCUACGGAUUGCAUGCUUUCCAUUUGACUUGCCAAACUUCUUUUGAGAUUUUGGUGUUCAGUAGUGCCAUCUUGUGGUAAAAAACAAAACAAAACAAUCAUCAACGUAAAUGACUUGAAAGUAUGUAUUUACAUAUUUCAUAUGGCUUUUUUUUGUUUUGUAUGUUCAGAGGUUGAGUCACAUGUGUGAGUCAAACCCAAAUGCCAAAUAAUCAGAAUUUUAUUAAAAUUGUUUAAAUGUUCAACGUUUUCUAUUUGAUAUUCUUAUCAAAUUUACUACAGUUGC